Molecule: messenger RNA, 5379 nt
Organism: Haliotis rufescens (red abalone)
Lineage: Eukaryota; Metazoa; Mollusca; Gastropoda; Lepetellida; Haliotidae
Product: synaptophysin-like
Exons: 6
Coding region: 1009-1701 (230 amino acids)
Cellular component (GO): synaptic vesicle membrane; synaptic vesicle
Source: RefSeq, a predicted model, not a curated record
CUUGCGCAGGCAAAGGUACCGCGUGUUUGCUUUCCUGUGGCUCUCUUGCCAGUUGGCCAAAUUCCUCCUAGGGAUGUGUGCUCGGUCUAAUAAUGUCAUCUGCAUCACCUAGAAUUUUGAAACACUCUUCCUCAAUGCCGAGGACUUUUUUCCUCAACUUAAGCGGGUAAUUUUCCAGAUUGAAAGGAAGUCAGAAAGGAAUGAACUUGUGGAUUACUUGUGUUUUAGAGUUGGUUAAAUAUUGACAGAUGUAAAAAACAAAGUAACCAAGUCAUGUUCAAAUGUUGGGAAAGUUUUUCCGGAACUUUGACUUCUUUUGCCAUCUUUUAUGAAGAUAAAGCCAAGUUUCUGCAAGAUUGGAAAUGAAAAUAGAAAUUGGGUGCAUGGCUUGAGGAUUAGAAAACUUUUUACAGAAAACCAUCCUCCUGAUUACAAGUUGUCUUCUUGAUGAAAACUGGGUUCAUCAAACUCCACUGCUGAAGCAGAAAGUAGGAAAUAGGAUAUCCUUCGUCUGAACUUUACAUCGGUAUCAAUGCCGAUAGAAUGGAGAAUGUGCCUGUGUCAAGUUUCAACAGGAAUUAUGCCAAAGGCUGGUAUUUUCUUCCAGGAUCAACUGAUAAACUUGAGCUGGACAUAAUGCACCGGCCUGGGAAUUGAGAGAGCACGAGAGACUGUUGACACUCGGCAUGGGACAGAUCCCGUUAGUACUGCAUAUCCCAGGGUGCUCUUCUGUCUUUGGCAUUCCAUUAAGAUAAUUGCUUCUAAACUGUUUUAAAUCGCCACACAGACGGAGAAAAAACUACGACUAUCUGAAGCAGAGGGAGGGAUCCCACCGUGUCGGUUGUGAUUUACUGCGGAUUUACCUGAAUUAUUGAAUGAUUGCAUGAAAUGGAAGUACGAUGGGCUUCUGGAUCACCUGUACUUUGUGGAAUCGCCCCUGGACCCGUCUAAAGCCGACUAAGACCCCCGAUUUUUUCAAGUCCGUGCUCCUGAAAUGCUGCAGCCAUUAUGAUUGUGAUGAUAUUAACUUUAAAAAUUAUAAAUGUGAUUGUGGCCAUAUUUGCUUUCGCAACAACCACCAGCUUCAGGACCAGUUCGUCUCUGAAGACCAAAUGUAACAACGAAAGCAACCCCUGGAAGGAAGUGGUCUAUAAAUACUCAUAUCCUUUUGAUCUGCAAAGUGUUCAAGUCAUCCCCGGAUGCAAUGCCACACCUACCAGCUACCAUCUGGGGCAGAGCGAGACGGCGCCAGCGCAGUUCUACGUCUUCGUCGGAGUUAUCGCCUUCCUCUACUGCAUUGGUGCUCUUAUUCUCUACAUCUUCUUUGAUGAUCUCUACCGCAAGAACAACCGGCUUGUCAUUGUGGACUUUGUGAUAUCGGUUGUGGUGACGGCCCUGUGGCUCAUCUCCUCCUCUGCCUGGGCUCAAGGUGUGUCUGACGUCAAGUUCUACACCGACCCCAGCGAGUCCGGCCUCUUCCAGAUGAUGGCCGAGUGCGAAAAAGUUGCCUGUGAAGUCGGUCACCUUGGCAACUUUGCUAGCCUUAAUGUAUCCAUCAUCUUUGGAUUUUUGAACUUUUUAGUGUGGGCAGCCAACCUGUGGUUCUUGUACAAGGAAACUCCAUGGUUUAAAAUCCGCUCGAAGCCGCCCAGUUCUCCAGAAGCAGGCCCGCCACAGCAACCUCCCACCAACCAAUAUUAAGAUGUGCCCAGUAGUAAGUAGUGGCGACUAACCAAGUACUACCCUUCUCAUAGUUGUGCAACAUGGCAUUGGAAAAAGAACUAACUUGUGGUGGCAGUAGUAGCUAGGGUCUUGUUCUAUCAAAUUUUUUGUUUGUUUCUGUUUUAUGUUAGAUUCAUUGUUAUUUUGUAUUUUGUAACAUGCCAGGGAAUAAAUUAUGAAUUUAGAACAAGAAAGUAAUGUAAGUCAUCACCAGUGGUUUCUUUAUUUCAAUCACGGAACUCUUUAGCAUCCCUGUCAGACAGAUAUAGGUAGAGGCUUUCCUCAGAGAGGAUGGCUUGGCACCUGGGUCAGACAUGACACAUGGGUCGGACGUGACACUUGGGUCGGACGUGACACUUGGGUCAGGACAUGACCCAUGGGUCGGUUUGUGAUGUUGUGUUGUAUGUGACAUGUCGUGUGUGACGUGUCGUGUGUGACAUUGUGUCAUGUAUGGGAUGUUGGUCUGACAGGAUUGCUACAGGGUUCCCAGUUCCGCUGCUAUAAGACGACCUUGAGAUCUGAAAAGGACUGCCUCUGUAGGCUGGAGUCCUGCUAGAAGUAUCAGUUGUUAGUGAUGUGUGCAUGGGAUACAUUCAGGUUAGCAACAGAUCAGGCAACCUAGAACAUGUAUUAACAUCUUGUUGCCUUGAUAUACACAAUUAUAUAGCCUGCAUGGGGGUAAUGGGGGACGAUGUCCUUUGUCUUUACAACAAUCAUGUUUAUGUGAAUACUGUUUUAUUAUCAACACAUCCUUUUAGUUAAGGAGGGGUAUCUCCAACAUGAUGCACCACCACCACGUAUCCCCUGGUAACCACCAAGCUGCUGUAGAGAGAAACAUAGAAUAGGACUGCCAGCCUCUUGAUUUCUAGUGUUUCUUGUGUAUUGGAUGUGUGCAUCAAUUCCAUGUCUUACCCAUUUCGUCUUUUACUAACUAUAGUUAAGAGUGUCUGGAUUAUAUUGAGUGAUGUCUGUUAAUCCUGUGUAGUGGUUUGUGCAAGGUAUGAAAUCCUUCCAUCAAAGUUUUAAGUUGCUCUUGAAAUUCCCACAUCCCACUCCCAACAGAGCAGAGGAAUCUUUCAUACAGUGGACCCUAUCCCAUCAUGCAGUGGACCCUAUCCCAUCAUGCAGUGGACCCUAUCCCAUCAUGCAGUGGACCCUAUCCCAUCAUGCAGUAGACUAUCCCAUCAUUCAGUGGACCCAAUCACAUGAUGUGGUGACCCUAUCCCAUCAUGCCCUUCAUUUGGUUAGGCAGAAUCAAAAUCAGGUCACACCAAAUAAUCUGAAUUUUUAUUCUAGUUCUUGAGUGUGGACAUUUAUUAAAUACGAAAUAUUGUGCACCUUAACGAGGGGAAGUAGCUGAUAUGACUAAGACAAGUUUCGUAUAUCACUUACAUCAGUGUCCGACAUCACUCAAUGCAGACGCAUGCAAUUCAGGUUAAAUUGGCCUUGUAAAUGACAGGCACUGUGUGUCCCAUACCGUCAUCCAUGUAGUGCCCGGGGCAUUAUUGGGCCGCCAUCUUGGAACAGGGGGCAUCAUUGUUACAACACACAUUGUCCAUGCCAGACUGGUGUAGAAACAUACAACUCUUGGCCUCCUGGUUGUAAGAGGCUGCAGUUAUUAGAGAAGGGGAGGUAACUGCAUCCACGAUGGGUCUUGAUCGGUAACAUCUGUGGCCCAUAUUGGCUUGGAGUCUUCUCCCUUGCACUUGUAAUGGAUAUAUACCACUCAAAAAUGGUUAAGGAUUACUCCAUUCUUUCACUUUACUAUGUCAGAAUCAAGGGGACUAACUUUUUUGAGCAGUAUAUGUUCUAUCUGUGUCAGGUAUUUGCUUGGAAAUGUAGGCUAGUCGGAGUCAUCUCCCUUGCACUGCACCAAGUUUUUCCACAUUCUUUAUUUGUGUGUUUUGAAAAGAGUUUGGAGUAUUUUGCCAACUGUAUUUUUGUAACUGCUGGAGUCUUCCUCAAAAUAGGAACAACACAAUGUCAGGGUGGUUGCUAUUUUAUCAACAUUAUGAGAAAUAUAUUUUCUACCUUCCUCUCUCAGAAACCAGUUUCAUUUGUACUCAAAUACAGAUAUUUUGUCACUCUGUCAAUCCGAUUUUGUUAUUUAAAAAGGUUCAUAUCUUAUGCACACAGAAUUUUUACAUGAUUUCUAUGACCUUUGCACCGGCUCACUUAGGAAUUAGGGCACUAUUAAACCUACUUGUAUCUCAGUUAAUUGUUAGUGUGGCCGUAUCAGCUUUUGAUGGGGACAUUCUCAGUUGAGUAGUGUAUAUGGUAUAUUCAGCCAGAAUUGUGCUAGAAUGAUCUCAGAACAUCACUCCCGAUUAUUUCUCUUCUUUAGCCAGAGCCAGGUUUUAGCAUCACAGAUGUUGUGUAUUUUAACUCGACUUGUUUACUGUAUAUAUAUAUAAUGGGGCACUUUCUUUAUUCUAAGGUUUACAGAUUCACAUGAGCCACAACACAAACAUUGAGGAGAUUUAGAUUUAUUCCUUGUUCCGUCUGCACCACUAUCCAUGUCCAGUCAAUUCAAAUGAAACUUGUUCAGAUACAUUAUUUGUUUUAAAUGAUUCAAACUCCUCUUUCAAUAACAGAAAUCUGUAAACCAUGGAAUCAGCCCAUGGUUGCCACAGCUGUAGAAAUGGGUCACCCUUUUGUUUGCCGAGUCUGUUUCAGUUCAUUACAUUCCACUUGGAAUAGGGUGGCCUUGACCUCAGGGCCAGCGUCACGAUUUAAGUGAUGAAUUGGAUUGCAUCUUCUGGAUGUGAUAUGCCUUGUUUUGCUUCUGUUGUUUGUAUUUUGAAUACUAAUAUUUUGUAUCUGUUGUUUGAUAUGGGUUGAAAUGUAGAUAUGUAUAUUCUUCAUUCAGUAGGACACUCUGGAGCUACCAUACAUACUAUUAGUACGAAUGAUCACUACAUUACUUCUCAUCAAGAUGCUAGUGUAUUCUACAUGCAGCAGCAAUACUUUGUCAUCAGAUUAAAUAUUCACUUGAGGAAAAAGAAGGAUCUGUCCAGACUUCAGUAUACCAUGAGGCGAAAUGAAAAUAACAUUCACCAGCAGACCUUGUGUAUACCAAACACUCUGAUUUGUUCUUAAAGCCGAGAAAAUGGCAUCCAUUUCAGUCUCCCCCACUGUUCAAUGUGCAGCUUCGGUGUCGUGGGGUGGUCUAGUGGUCAAAGCAUUCACUCGUCAUGCUGUAGGCCCCAGUUCGAUUCCCUGUCAGGUGUCCCCAGAUAGUGCUGGAAUAGUACUAAAAGUGGCGUGAAAACCUCCUCACUCACUCACUCACUCAUCAGGGGGACACACCUGGGCAAUGGGAAGGAAAUAAGUUAUAGCUGCUGAAGACGGGGACGAGUAAUUCGCCAGUAAAACUGAAGUCAGUUUAUCAGUUGGAUAUUGUAAACCAUAUUUCAUGUACUGAGCAUCCAACACGGUAUGUUUAGGACUAUAUAUUCCUGUUCUUAAUCCAUGCUUAUCAAGUUCUUGUAUGCUGUUCAUUCCUUCAUGUUAUACAUGUAAUAACUGAUGAUUAAUGUUCAUAUUCUAAUAUCUUGAAGUAAUGGUCUGCUAGUUCUUGUUGGAAACAUGCAUUCUGUAGCAUUGGUCCUUUAGUUGUUUGUAUGAACAAUAAAGCGAAUAAAUUUGUUUAUUUAC